Protobothrops mucrosquamatus (brown spotted pit viper) is the source of this 1978-nucleotide messenger RNA. RefSeq names its product phosphoenolpyruvate carboxykinase 2, mitochondrial (gene PCK2). Bases 1 to 1923 code for a protein of 640 amino acids. The transcript is spliced from 10 exons. The record is from RefSeq and is a predicted model, not a curated record. Gene Ontology annotation, biological process: gluconeogenesis; hepatocyte differentiation; cellular response to glucose stimulus. Gene Ontology annotation, cellular component: cytosol. Gene Ontology annotation, molecular function: GTP binding; manganese ion binding; phosphoenolpyruvate carboxykinase (GTP) activity. NCBI's taxonomy places the organism in Eukaryota, Metazoa, Chordata, Lepidosauria, Squamata, Viperidae.
AUGCCGGCGCCCUACACGCGGAUCGUGGGCCGAGGAGCCUUCUCGUUGAGGAGAUGGUCUGCCGUGCCGGUGCGUUGGGCCCACGCUCCCCGCGUGCUCCACGGAGACUUGGCCAAACUCUCCGGCCGGGCCCAAGAGUUUGUCGAGCAAGGGGUGCGACUCUGCCAGCCGGACAGCCUUCACAUUUGCGACGGGACGGAGAAGGAGAACAGCAAAAUCCUGAAUUUCCUCGAAUCCGAAGGCGUCAUCAAGCCGCUGACCAAAUACGAGAACUGCUGGCUGGCAAAAACCGACCCCAAGGAUGUUGCCAGGGUGGAGAGCCGGACGGUCAUCGUUACGGAGAACCAGAGGGACACGAUCCCCGUCACGGCCCCGGGGGUCAAAGGGCAGCUGGGCAACUGGAUGAACCCCCAAACCUUUCAAGAGGCGGUGGCUGAUCGGUUUCCUGGUUGCAUGAAAGGGCGCACCAUGUACGUCAUCCCCUACAGCAUGGGGCCGCUCGGCUCCCCGCUCUCCAAAAUCGGGAUCCAGCUGACGGAUUCGGCCUACGUGGUCGCCAGCAUGCGCAUCAUGACGCGGAUGGGCGCCGCGGCCCUCCGCACGCUGGGGGACGGCGAGUUCGUCAAGUGCCUGCAUUCGGUGGGACGGCCCCUGCCCCUUAGCGAAGACCUCGUGAACAACUGGCCUUGCAAUCCAGAGAAGACCUUAAUCGCCCACGUGCCGAAUCGCCGGGAGAUCGUCUCUUUCGGGAGCGGCUACGGGGGCAACUCCCUGCUGGGCAAAAAGUGCUUCGCCCUCCGGAUCGCUUCUUCCAUCGCCAAGGACGAAGGCUGGCUGGCCGAGCACAUGCUGAUCCUGGGACUCACCAACCCGGAAGGCAAGAAAAAGUACGUGGCGGCCGCCUUUCCCAGCGCGUGCGGCAAGACCAACUUAGCCAUGAUGAAUCCUACCUUGCCGGGCUGGCGCGUGGAGUGCGUAGGGGACGAUAUCGCCUGGAUGAAGUUCGACAGUGAAGGCCGCCUGCGGGCCAUCAACCCCGAGAACGGCUUCUUCGGGGUGGCCCCGGGCACGUCCACUCGGACCAACCCCAACGCCAUGCACACCAUCCAGCGCAACACCAUCUUCACCAACGUGGCCGAGACCAGCGAAGGGGGCGUCUACUGGGAGGGGAUCGACCAGAGGAUUCCGGAAGGGGUCACCAUCAGCACCUGGCAAGGAAAGCCUUGGAAGCCAGGGGAUCCAUGGCCCGCUGCUCAUCCAAAUUCCCGCUUUUGUGCCCCGGCUCGGCAGUGCCCCAUCAUGGACCCGGAUUGGGAAUCCCCGCAAGGGGUCCCCAUUGACGCCAUCAUCUUUGGGGGCAGGAGACCAGCAGGGGUGCCUUUGGUGUACGAGGCCUUCAACUGGCGCCACGGGGUCUUCGUGGGCAGCGCCAUGCGGUCGGAGUCCACAGCGGCGGCUGAGCACAAAGGCAAGGUCAUCAUGCACGACCCCUUCGCCAUGCGCCCGUUCUUCGGCUACAACUUCGGCCGCUACCUGGAGCACUGGUUGAGCAUGGAAGGGCGGAAAGGCGCCCGCCUUCCCAAAAUCUUCCACGUCAAUUGGUUCCGGAAAGAUGUCGCCGGGAACUUCCUGUGGCCAGGUUUCGGGGAGAAUUCGCGGGUCCUGGAGUGGAUCUUCCGCCGGGCGGACGGAGAAGAGAGCGCGAAGGAGACGCCCAUCGGGUACGUCCCCAAAGAAGGUGCCUUAGACCUGUCGGGCCUCAGCCAGGUGAGCCAUUCGGCGCUCUUUUCCCUGCCCAAGGAAUUCUGGGAACAGGAGGUCCGAGAAGUGAGACAAUAUCUGACGGAACAAGUACCCCAGGACUUGCCCAAGGAAGUCUUGAAAGAACUGGAAGCCUUGGAGACCCGGGUGAAGAAGAUGUGAGGAACCUCAACUGUCAAAGACGUCCAAAGAUUCUUCCCCUGUUUUUUGGGGUGGG